AUGGGCUGGGAUGACAUAAACUUACAUGCUACCAUCACCCCCCUGUCCUUCUCAGCACCUGAUGAGCCUCCUUGCAACCCAACCCCUGAGAGCUACCUCAUCCGGCUGCCCCACGACUGCUUCCAGAAUGCCACCAACUCCUUCUACUACGAUGUGGGCCGCUGUCCUGUGAAGACAUGUGCGGGGCAUCAGGAUAACGGCAUCCGGUGUCGGGAUGCAGUGGAGAACUGCUGUGGCAUCUCCAGAAUGGAAGAGCGGGAGAUCCAGUGCCAUGGGUACACACUGCCCACCAAGGUGGCCACGGAGUGCAGCUGCCAACGGUGUGCAGAGACCCGGAGCAUCGUGAGGGGCCGGGUCAGUGCUGCGGACAAUGGCGAGCCCAUGCGCUUUGGCCACGUGUACCUGGGGGGCCAUCGUGUGAGCAUGACGGGCUACAAGGGUACCUUCACCCUCCAUGUCCCCCAAGACACGGAGAGACUGGUGCUCACGUUCGUCGACAGGUUGCAGAAGUUUGUCAAUACGACCAAAGUGCUCCCCUUCAACCGGAAGGGGAGUGCUGUAUUCCAUGAGAUCAAGAUGCUUCGCCGGAAGGAGCCCAUCACUUUGGACGCCAUGGAGACCAACAUCAUCCCCCUGGGAGAGGUGGUGGGCGAAGACCCCGUGGCUGAACUGGAAAUCCCAUCGGAGGCUUUCUACCGACAGAACGGGGAGCCCUAUACGGGCAAAGUGCAGGCCAGCGUGACCUUCCUGGACCCCAGGAAUAUUUCCACAGCCACAGCUGCCCAGAGCGAUCUGAACUUUGUCACGGAUGAAGGGGACACGCUGCCCCUUCGUACAUACGGCAUGUUCUCCGUGGACUUCAGAGAUGAGACCACAUCUGAGUCACUUAAUGCUGGCAAAGUCAAGGUGCACCUGGACUCCACCCAGGUCAAGAUGCCGGAGCACGUGCCCACCAUGAAACUGUGGUCACUCAACCCAGACACGGGGCUGUGGGAGGAGGAAGGGGAUUUCAAAUUUGAAAGCCAAAGGAGGCACAAAAGGGAAGAGAGAACUUUCUUGGUGGGUAACAUGGAGAUACGUGAGCGACGCCUCUUUAACCUGGACGUCCCAGAAAGCCGAAGAUGCUUCAUUAAAGUGAGAGCCUAUCGGAGUGAGAGGUUCUUGCCCAGUGAGCAAAUUCAAGGUGUCGUCGUCUCCGUGAUCAAUCUGGAGCCCCAAACUGGCUUCUCAUCCAACCCCAGGGCCUGGGGUCGCUUUGACAGUGUCAUCACAGGCCCCAAUGGGGCCUGUCUGCCUGCCUUCUGUGAUGACCAAACCCCAGAUGCUUAUUCUGCCUAUGUCCUGGCAAGCCUGGCUGGGGAGGAACUAGAAGCAGUGGAAUCUUCUCCUAAAUUCAACCCCAACGCGAUCGGUGUCCCUCAGCACUACCUUCACAAGCUCAAGUACCGCCGGACGGACCACGAAGAUCCAAGAGUUAAAAAGACAGCUUUCCAGAUCAGCAUGGCGAAGCCAAGGCCCAACUCUGCUGAGGAGAGCAAUGGACCCAUCUAUGCCUUUGAGAACCUCCGGGCCUGUGAAGAGGCACCCCCGAGUGCAGCCCACUUCCGCUUCUACCAGAUCGAGGGAGAUCGCUAUGAUUAUAACACCGUCCCUUUCAAUGAAGAUGACCCCAUGAGCUGGACUGAAGACUAUCUGGCAUGGUGGCCCAAGCCAAUGGAAUUCAGGGCGUGCUAUAUCAAGGUGAAGAUUGUAGGACCCCUGGAGGUAAAUGUCCGGUCUCGAAACAUGGGGGGCACCCACCGGCAGACAGUAGGGAAGCUGUAUGGAAUCCGGGACGUGAAGAGUACAAGAGACAGGGACCAGCCGAAUGUCUCAUCCGCCUGUCUAGAGUUCAAGUGUAGUGGGAUGCUCUAUGAUCAGGACCGUGUGGACCGCACACUGGUCAAGGUCAUCCCCCAGGGCAGCUGCCGUCGAGCCAGUGUGAACUCCAUGCUGCAUGAGUAUCUGGUCAACCAUCUUCCAUUGGCGGUCAACAAUGACACCAGUGAAUACACCAUGCUGGCACCCCUGGAUCCACUGGGCCAUAACUAUGGCAUCUAUACUGUCACCGAUCAGGACCCUCGCGUGGCCAAGGAGAUUGCACUCGGCCGGUGUUUCGAUGGCACGUCUGAUGGCUCCUCCAGAAUCAUGAAGAGCAAUGUGGGCGUGGCCCUCACCUUUAACUGUGUGGAGAGGCAGGUGGGCCGCCAGAGUGCCUUUCAGUACCUCCAGCCCCCGGCUGCAGGCACCAGCCAAGGAAGAGUGCCCUCUUCCAGGAGGCAACAGCGGGCAAGCAGGGGUGGCCAGCGCCGGCGAGGAGAGGUGCCUCCCCUGAGAUUUUCUGGAGUUGCUCAGCAGCCUCUGAGCAACUAAGCAUUGUGGUUUCUUCAUCCUCCUCAUGCCCCCACCCCCACCCCACCUCAUGUGAGAUUGAUGGACAGCGCCUUAAUUUAAACUCAUCUGUUUUGGUGCGAUUUGCUUCUUGGUUUUGUUUUGUUUUGUUUCCUCGCAUCUCAUUACUUACUGUCCUUGUCUCUUGGUUCUGAUUGGCACAAAAUAACAAGAACACAAAAUAAAGACCCUUUGUGCCUUUUUUUUUUUUCAAAGAGAAACACAAAAGUUGGGCACUGAUGGCUCACACCCAUAAUCCUAGCUACU
This is a messenger RNA of Dipodomys ordii (Ord's kangaroo rat), 2697 nucleotides long. It is a transcript of the gene Cilp, whose product is annotated as cartilage intermediate layer protein, nucleotide pyrophosphohydrolase. The record is from RefSeq and is a predicted model, not a curated record. The transcript is spliced from 2 exons. Bases 1 to 2412 code for a protein of 803 amino acids. Lineage: Eukaryota; Metazoa; Chordata; Mammalia; Rodentia; Heteromyidae.